Molecule: messenger RNA, 2233 nt
Organism: Fundulus heteroclitus (mummichog)
Lineage: Eukaryota; Metazoa; Chordata; Actinopteri; Cyprinodontiformes; Fundulidae
Gene: fam43a
Product: family with sequence similarity 43 member A
Source: RefSeq, a predicted model, not a curated record
UAUAUAACAGGUGGAUCUGCUCUCUGCACGCAGCAUACAUGCUUUACUGUGGGCGUUUCGGAGCGCAGAGCGGAUAAUGGACAGGAGCUCUCCGUCUGAUGGCCAGAUAAAUGUUGCUGUUGAACGGGAUGAGCGGUAAAAUGCUGCCGUGGAAGAAGAACAAGUUCGACCUGAUCGAGGAAGACAAGCAGUCCAAGCAGAAGGGCUAUGCGGUGAGCCUCAACUACUCCGCGCUCACCUCCUUCGCCAAGUCCUGCCCGGAGAGCGCGCUCAACCGGGUGGGCAGCAUGUUCAAGUCCAAGCGGAAAAAGCUGAAGAUCACCAGCGAGGACCCCACGUACACGGUGCUCUACCUGGGCAACGCCACCACCAUCCAGUCCAAGGGGGACGGCUGCACGGACGUGGCGGUGAGCAAGAUCUGGAACAAGAGCGAGUUGGGCAAGAACGGCACCAAGAUGCGGCUGACCGUCAGCGCGCAGGGCAUCCGGAUGGUGCAUGUGGACGAGAAAGCGCGGAGGCCCGGACACCUGUACCUGCUGCACCGGAUCACCUACUGCGUGGCGGACCCGCGGUACCCAAAGGUCUUCGCGUGGAUUUACCGGCACGAGAUGAAGCACAAGGCGGUGAUGCUGCGCUGCCACGCCGUGCUGGUGUCCAAGCCGGAGAAGGCGAAGGCCAUGGCGCUGCUGCUGUACCAGACCUCCGCCACGGCCCUGGCCGAGUUCAAGAGGCUGAAGCGGAGGGACGACGCGCGGCACCAGCAGCAGCAGCUCAUCGGCGAGCAGACCAUCCCGCUGGUGCCGCUCAGGAAGCUGCUCAACGGACAGUGCUGCUACAAGCCGCCGGUGGAGCGCAGCCGCAGCGCCCCCAAGCUGGGCUCCAUCACCGAGGACCUGGUGGGGGAGGAGGAGGAGGAGAAGGCGAUGCACUUCGAGUGCGAGGACGUGUUGGACUCGGACUGCGUUAACGAGAAGCACGAGUUGACGCAGCUCAUCAGUGACUUGGGGGAGAUGAGCAUAGGGAACGACCUGCAGACUCUAAAAGCUGACCUCCGGGUCACCAGGCUGCUCUCCGGGGAGAGCACGGGGAGCGAGUCCUCCAUAGAGGGCAGCCAAGAGCAGCCCCCACUCAGCAACGGGCUGGGGGAGGUCAGGGUGCUGGAAGUAGCCUGAAUGACUAUUGUCUGUGCCUCCUAGCAGUGGCUUUGUUUUGUUCAGCCACUUUGUCUCCAAGAGCAACAUUGGUAGAGAUGCACCCGUCGGGCCUUGCGCCACUUUUCCCAUUUUUGGCUGAUUCCAAAAGCGGUGCUCCAGGUUUGUGUUUUUUUAGAGGUAGGAGGUUUAAAUCCAGGGAAAGUUGAAGAAUUAUGCGCAUUGUUAUAUGCAAGCAUUUGAUAAACUCUCUCUGAUUCUCAUUAAACUCCAGAAAGUGCAUCCUUUUUUGAGAUGUCGCUCGAAGCCUUCACAGACCUUCAUGGUGGGAGUGGAUGGUUUUGAUGCGUUCACGGUGCCAGUGACCGAUCACAGAAUCGAUCGGUGCAUCUCUAAACACUUGCGCUCUGUGUUGGGGAGCGUUUGUCUGAUAUGUGCCUCUACAACUAAAAAGAGAGAAGCUCUCUGUGGGUUUUUGGGACUACUGCCACACACACAGGGACUCUAAGAUGUCACAAACACAGAAACGGUGUGGGGGGGGGGGGGGGGGGGUGCAUGCACACCUGAGAGAUAACCCCCAGCCUGUCUGGGGACGCCUGCUGUAAAACUGCCUCUUUUUGUUUAAGAGGAUUCGUUGUAGCGUCGGGCUCGCUCACUUAAAGUUUAUUUCUCACUUGAAACAACUUUGUGAUCCCAAAAAACAAAACAAGGAAAAAAACAUCAUUAAUUAUUAUUAUUUUUAUUUUAAAUUAAAAGCACCUUUGCUUGUUCAGAGCUCCAGUGGGUCUGGAUGAGUGCCUCCUCAUUUUCCUGUCAGGGCACAUCUGUGACAUCCUGCUUUAUUUUUGCACUGUUGUGUUCACAACCAUGUACAUAAUGUAUGCCAGUAUGUUGUCUCAGACAUAAAUGUCAUAUCUUUGCUGUGCAAAAGAGUAAGUGAGAAAAAAAAAAUAAACCCCUAAACAUUUAUGUACUAAGUUGUAAAAGAUGUUUUAGCUAUAAAAAUGUUUUUUAAAAAAAUAUCUGAAAUGUGGUUUGAUAUGUGAACCUCAUGGAAUUCUCAAUAAAAAAGAAAACAUUAA